Molecule: messenger RNA, 2536 nt
Organism: Pocillopora damicornis (cauliflower coral)
Lineage: Eukaryota; Metazoa; Cnidaria; Anthozoa; Scleractinia; Pocilloporidae
Molecular function (GO): oxidoreductase activity
Source: RefSeq, a predicted model, not a curated record
UAUUGCUCCAAGAUGGCGGGACUAGUCGGUCGAACAGUUUGUAGCCGUCGUUUAGUCGGAAAAAUUCGUUACUUGCACACGAGCAGAAAACAUUUUGACCAGUAUAAAUGCGUGGCUGUUAAUGAAGUAGAAUCCUUUGUAGAGCGAUGUAUGAGCGCAGUGGGAACACCUUUAGAACAUUGCAAAGCUUUGGCGCAAGUUCUUGUUGCCGGCGACGCGAGAGGUCAUUUCAGCCAUGGGCUCAAUAGACUAGAAAUGUAUGUCCAUGAUAUAAAUGUGGGCUCCACAGUUAUAAAUGGAGAUCCUGAAAUUGUCAGAGAAACCAGUGCUACAGCACUUGUUGAGGGAAACAAUCUUCUGGGGCCAGUUGUCGGAAACUUUUGUAAUGAUUUAGCCAUGAAGAAAGCUCAAGAGACAGGAAUUGGCUGGGUUGCUUGCAAAGGUUCUAACCAUUACGGUAUUGCUGGUUGGUAUACAAUAAAAGCAGUGGAGAAAGGACUUAUUGGGAUGAGUUUUACCAACACAUCACCAUUGGUUGUACCCACAAGAGCACGUCAGGUUACUUUGGGAACCAACCCUUUGUCAGUAGCUGCACCAGCUAAAAAUGGUGACAGCUUUGUUCUUGACAUGGCAACAAGUGCAGUGGCUCUUGGAAAGAUAGAAAUGGCAGAUCGAAAGGGAGUUGAAAUACCACAUGGAUGGGCAGUGGAUUCAAAAGGAUUGGAAACUGUCAAUCCUGAAAAAGUUUUAUCAGGAGGAGGACAGCUGCCACUUGGUGGAACAGAAAUAACAAGUGGUUUCAAAGGAUAUGGUUUAGCAAUGAUGGUUGAGGUGGUUUGUGGCAUCCUGGCAGAUGCUGCAUUUGGUCCCAAUGUAAGGAAGUGGAAGGGUGAUGACAGGGUGGCUAAUUUAGGUCAGUGUUUUGUUGCUGUUGAUCCUAAAGCAUUUUCUGAAGGGUUUGAGGACCGCAUGCAGUCACUUAUGGAUCAUUGCAGAAAUCUGCAACCGGCAGAGGGUGAGACCACUGUGCUUGUAGCAGGAGACCCAGAGAGGGCCCACAUACAAAAAGUGAAAGAAGAUGGUGGUAUUCACUAUCAUGUUAAUUUGCUGGAAGCUAUGGACAAGCUUGCCGACCAACUAGGUGUGCCAUGCAUGCCAACAAAGUAAUACCACUCACACAUACAUGACAUUACUCUUGUCUUAGAGAAAAGAUAUUUUACCAAUGACUUACACAUAUGCGCCAAAGGAUCAACUUAUUUUCAGACAAAGUAUUUAACCAUCACAAAACAUACUCAAGAGCUAAAGUGCCACUUUAAGUAAGGGGUACCAAAGAGUUAGGAAAUUACUGUACCUACCAAAAAGGGAAAUUAGGACUAAAUUAGUGUUUUAUUACAUAUCUUUCUAUGUGCUUAGCUCAUUUUUCUCAUAGAACUUGGCUUGUAUGCCAGGCCUAUGAUAAUGCCACUGUGUUAUUGGUUCUGGUACUUGCUGAGUUAUCAUAUGAUUUACAGUACAUCAGCAGUACCAUUACACUAUUUCAAAAUCAAUGAUUUGGGUGCAGAAAUAUUCACCAAUAAUGCGAUUUGAGUGAAUGUAUUUAGAUGGCAACAGCAAAUGACAUCUUGACAAUCUGAGUCAAAGUUAAGGUCAGUGUUAAGUCUGAUGAUACGACUGCAAAGUGACAGUCAAAUGAUAGUAAUUGUUGAUACUAAACCCAAAAGUAAAUUUUUCUAUUCACUUAACAUUUACAAUUAACUAACAAAGUCACUCACAAAAUGGUAAAAGGGACACACUUUAACAAAAAUCAACAUAGUAAAACUAUGGUUGUAGAGAACCUUUGUGUCCAACAAAUGUCACAGGUUUUGGGCUGAUAUGUGAAAAAAAACUACACGAUUUUAUAUUUUAGGGUGCUUAAACAGAGAUCAAAACCAAUAUAUAGCAAGGGGGGGUUUCAAAAGUGGCAGGUAAACCCCCCCUUCCCAACUAGUAACUUUGUAGAUAAAAAGCUGUCAUGUACAAUACCCAAACAACCUAACAUGUCCCCAAAUGGUGGUGAGACACUAGUAUGGGACUGCUACCCCUUAGUUUUGUUAAGAAAAGUGAUAUCUGUUGAGUGAAACAACCUGCCAUGCCCCAACAUUCCAGUAAAAUACUAGCACUUGUGUAGGAAAGCAAUCUAAAAUACUCCAUAAUGUCAGUAAGACUCAAAUGCAAAACAAUACCCCCCCCCCCUCCUUAUCACCCUUGUUAGGAUGAAUCAAUCAUCUCUCAUGGUGAAGCAUCUAACAGGUCCCCAAAGGUCGGUAAAAUGCAUCCCAAUUGCUUUCCAGCUUUGUCAAUGAAUAUCAAUAAUCUACAACAAUACCCCCAAAUGUCAAUAAGAUGUUAGUGUAGAACUGAGUCUUCCCCCCCCCUACACACACUUUUCUUUCUAAACUUUGUUUAGAGUGAUAAUUUGCUAUAAUAGAGCACCCUAGCCUUUUUAUACUAGCAUGAUACCAUAGUGUGUGAUGCCUUCAUCUUAGCUUUUUCUAAG